Messenger RNA from Didymosphaeria variabile, 999 nucleotides. RefSeq lists its product as uncharacterized. NCBI's taxonomy places the organism in Eukaryota, Fungi, Ascomycota, Dothideomycetes, Pleosporales, Didymosphaeriaceae. Bases 1 to 999 code for a protein of 332 amino acids. The record is from RefSeq and is a predicted model, not a curated record. The transcript is spliced from 2 exons.
AUGGCCGCUUCGCAAAUACAUCUGAAAGGCGCGGCAACUCUCAUAAGACAACGAGGCACGUCUCAAUUCUCCAGCCUCGUCGGCCAUGGCAUGUUCGUGCGGUUGCGAGGUUCCAUCCUCGCCCUCUGCCUCAUGACCAGCGAGCCUCUUCCCGACUAUUUUAUACAGCAUCUCAAAGAAGAGAAACUCAAGGACAAUGACUUCGAAAUGGUGUUCUACACCCUCCUUAACCGCGUCUGCGGGCUCCGCGCCCGACAAAAACGCGCGGGGUUCGUCUCCGACGCCAUGGCCGAAGAUGCAAAAGCCACAAUCCAACAAUUCGACGACUGGCACCCCGACUUCCCAGCAUGGGUCAUGCCGCCCGGACACCGAAGUUACAAAAAGGAUGGCACAGCGCCGGGAGUCAACACGUCAUCGAUGCCCAGCGCAGACAAAGACCACCGCUUCAUCUGGGUUGCCAUGUCCUGGCUCAUUAUGCACACGUCUCGUCUCCUCGUCUUCGACAUCCUAGUUAUAUACUACCGUGCCCAGCAAGCCAUAUUACCGUCACCUGAAACAAAAGAAGCCUUACAACGUGCCACAACCGCGCAAAUAGACCUCGCCCAAGACAUACAGGACACAGUCGAGUAUUACCUUGACACUCUCAUCUCCUCGCAAGCAUCAACUCGCAGCAUCGGCGCACAUAUGCUCAUGAUGCCGCUGUCCGUGCUGCUGGGUUUGAGCACGACGGGCCCGGAAACGUUGGUUUGGGUCGCAAGGAUGGCGAGCCGCAUCGCAGAAGUUUUUGCGCUGAAGCAGGGAAAGAUAAUUGCUGAUUUCUUGAUGAAGGGUUGGAAAGGAGAGACUUUUGCGCUGAGCCCGGUGAAUAAGUCACUGAGUCGGACGGAUACGUUGGAUUUGGCAGGUGAGGGGAUGGGGACGCCAGAGGACGGACCGCUGACGCCGAGUCCGACUCCUGAUCGUAAAAUUCAUGCGGAACCGGAUAUAUUGAUUAGUUAG